AUGACCCUCACGGUCUCCCCUGAACAGUCGAUCAACCUUCAAAUCGGCUGGCCUAACCCCGCGCUCCUCCCCGCCUCCACCCUCCGCCACUCCGCCACGGCCGUACUAUCCAAUCCCUCCAUCGCAAACCCAGCCCUCCUCUAUGGCCCUGAUGAAGGAUACGAGCCACUGCGCAUACACAUAGCCGCAUGGCUGAGCCAUUUCUACCGACCGCGCGAGCCUAUCUCAUCGCAGCGCAUCUGCAUCACCGGCGGGGCUAGCCAGAACCUAGCCUGCGUGCUACAAACCUUCACAGACCCGGUCUACACGCGGAAUGUAUGGAUGGUCACACCGACGUAUCACCUGGCCGCGCGGGUUAUGGAUGACGCCGGCUUCGCUGGGCGGUUACGUGGGAUCCCCGAAGACGACGAGGGCAUUAACAUAGCGGUGCUGGAGAACGGGCUACGCGCUGCGGAAGAUAUCGCGCUGCUUGCUGGGAAUACUGAGCCGGAAUUGAAACCGCCCAGGCCCUGGCGCAAAAUUUACAAGCAUGUUAUCUACGCCGUGCCGACUUUCGCGAAUCCCUCUGGGAAGAUUAUGUCGUUGCGUAGACGUGAGGCGCUCGUUCGCCUCGCGCGCCAGUACGAUGCGCUAAUCGUUACGGAUGAUGUGUACGAUUUCCUCCAGUGGUCGGUUAAGCCAGAAGGGGAGAAUAAUUUCGGCGACCGCGCAUGUGUUCCGCGGAUUGUCGACGUGGACCGUUACUUGGAUGGUGGUCCACAGGAUGAAUGGGGACAUGCACUAAGCAACGGCAGUUUCAGCAAGCUGAUCGGGCCCGGGGCCCGCACCGGCUGGGCGGAAGCGUCGGAAAAGGUUGCCUAUGGAUUAUCACAAACAGGCUCUUCCCGAUCGGGCGGCGCUCCUUCCCAUCUGUGCGCCGCUAUCAUUGACCAGCUAUUCCCCACAGGCAUCCAAACCCACAUCCGCGACGUUCUCCAACCGAAAUACGCCGAGCGUUACCACACCUUGCUAUCAGCAAUUCACCAGCAUCUCGUCCCGCUGGGCGUCACAGUCCCAGCCCCCACCGCCGCAGCUGGAGGAUACUUCGUGUGGAUUGGUUUACCAGCGCCGUUACUCGCCGCCGAGGUAGUUCAGCGAGCUCAGAGCGAAGAAAAUCUGCGUUUAUGUGCGGGUGAUCUGUUCCAGGUCCCGGAUCAGGUGACCGAUGAGAAGUUUACAGAUCAUUUGCGUCUCUGCUUUGCAUGGGAAGAGCCACGACAUCUGACCGAGGGCAUGCGUAGGCUAGCGCGUGUUCUCAACCGUAUUAUUCAUACCUAG
This is a messenger RNA of Penicillium griseofulvum, 1317 nucleotides long. Its product is annotated as aminotransferase-like domain-containing protein. The transcript has 3 exons. The record is from RefSeq and is a predicted model, not a curated record. Lineage: Eukaryota; Fungi; Ascomycota; Eurotiomycetes; Eurotiales; Aspergillaceae. Gene Ontology annotation, molecular function: L-2-aminoadipate:2-oxoglutarate transaminase activity; pyridoxal phosphate binding. Gene Ontology annotation, biological process: biosynthetic process. Bases 1 to 1317 code for a protein of 438 amino acids.